Messenger RNA from Bombina bombina (fire-bellied toad), 2875 nucleotides. RefSeq names its product armadillo like helical domain containing 4 (gene ARMH4). The coding region runs from base 186 to 2228 and encodes 680 amino acids. The transcript has 8 exons. Lineage: Eukaryota; Metazoa; Chordata; Amphibia; Anura; Bombinatoridae. The record is from RefSeq and is a predicted model, not a curated record.
UGCGCAUGCUCGUUGCCAGGCGGGGCACUUGAUCAGGUCGGGCGGUUGCUGAGACUGGCAGUGCUGGAUGCUACACCUGCCGCUCUUUGGAGACUAUUGGUGCCGCUGAAUAUGGCGAGCCCGGGGCAGGUCUGAUGAGCUGUGGGGACUCUUAUCUGUGUGUAUGAUCUGCUUCACCAUCUGACAUGAAGAAAUUAACAAGACUUUCGGUGUCUUUGGUGCUUUGUAGCAUCUUACUGAGAUUACCAAGUAUCAGAUGCCUUUCUCUUCAAAAAGUGGAUAGACGGGACAUAGCUGAUGUCUCUGACUUAGGAGAGCUUCAGGAGACUGUGAACACUCUCACUCCAAAUCCCUAUCCAGAGAAUCCUCUGUUAACAACGCAGUCCACGGUUACUAAGAUAUUGCGUGAUACAUCUACACAGCCCCAUGGGACCUCAUCAAAUGCUGUAUUUACUGCUGAAAGAGAAACACAACAUAGCAACACUCUACUUAGUAAUAGCACCGUGAACACUCAGAUUAAUAGUUCUAGUCUUGUCUACACAGCAAGACCCUUGGGACAAAGUAAGGGAUUAGGGGACAAUGGAAUUCUGACCACCGCCAUCUCUACAGUAGAUUACACUGCUCGAAUGUCUUCUCCAAGCAAGAUCACAGUGGUAGAUACAGAUAAGGGGGCAGUUGAGAAAAAUGGCACCAUGGGAGAGUCUAGUUUAGGGCCUUCAUCUCAGGUUAACACUAUGGAGAUGUUGACUGCAAACCCAAGGACCAGCAAUGUUAAAGCAGAAGAUGACCAGGUCACAAUGUCCUUACAUCAUUCAAACCAAAAUGUUAUAUCUACAUUUAACAGCAUUUUAUCAAAUGUGACUAGUCCAGGCAUAAAAUCAACCAUGUCUUCCAAUGUAGAAAGUUUAUUUCCCGAUGUUGUUAGGGAUUUGGAAAGUACAACACAGAUCAACAGAUUGAAUGGAAGUGCUAAUUUAACCUCACUACUGAAUGGAGAGUAUGGAGAUACACAAAUAGUACCUACUGCUCCUGAGCUAGUAACCUCAGCUAACGAUGUGACUGCUACGUACGUGAGUGUGGGGGACAGUGACACAGAAAAUACUGCCUGGCUCACCACCAUUCCCGGAACAGCAGUCCAGGCAGUGAACUGGGUAGUACAAGAUGUAACAGAAACCAUAUUUAAUAAAGAUAAUGAGGAAGAGACUCCAGCUGUCUACACCGAACAAAUCCUAAACACAUCUGGGAUGCAAAACGACAACUCAAGAGAUUUACAUUACCCAGCUGAGACUUCUACAAGUUUAAACAAAGAAUCCUAUGCGGCAUACACAGAUAUUACAGAGCAGACCACUGAACUAAGUAAAGACUUUAUUGUUACUGCGAAACCUGAGAUCCUGUUGGAAGUCAUUACUCCACCAACGUCUAGCCAGAUUCCAAUCAAUGAGGCAGCAGUGGAGACAGUGACGGAGAAACACUGGGAGAGUCCAGGAAAUACAACAAAGGAUGGAUUGUUCCCCACUGAGCAGAUCCAAUUUGGUGCAACUCCCAACACCAAAGGUGCAAGUCCAGAACCUAAGGAGAAUUUAUUUACAGUUAUUGUACAGCCAGUCAAUACAUUUACCGAGGCAGCAGGAUUGGAAGAUACAGCAACCAGCACUAGUACAGUCACGCCAGCAUUUGUGUCCUCGCAGAUUAAUGUAAUGGAUUCCUCUUCCCAGCAGAUCAGUUCAACAGUGGUUUAUGGUGACGACCGGCUAGAAUCUGAAGAGGUGGAUGAUGAGGAUGGAGAUGAGGAUGAUGAGGAUGGAGAGGAUGAUGAGGAAGAAGAGGAGGAUGAGGAAGAUAAAGACACAGAUUCAGUUGAUGAAAGUAUUGAAGGGGAUUCUGAACAGCCCCCAUUCACCCUGCCAGUUCUGUCCUCCCAGGAACCUGCCUUAAUGGAAGAGACCAACCAUGUUCCUUACACCUUGGAAUGGGAGCGACAAAACCAAGGUCUGGUAAGAAGCUGGAUGGAAAAACUUAAAGACAAGGCAGGGUACAUGUCUGGGAUGCUGGUACCAGUGGGAGUUGGCAUUGCUGGAGCGCUUUUCAUCCUUGUAGCUUUGUACAGCAUUGAGAUUAUGAAUCGCCGCAGGAGAAAUGGCUUCAAACGGCAUAAAAGGAAGAGGGAAUUUAAUAGCAUGCAAGACCGUGUAAUGCUUCUAGCCGACAGCUCCGAAGAUGAAUUUUGAAUACGACUGCAAUAGAUAAUGUUCAUUCUGUAGCUGACUGCUAAGUUAUCGUGUAUCACCAUGCACUGAAAUCAAUAGCAUGUUGUCUUGUAAAUUCUAUUUGUUUUUUUAUAUACUACUGUGAGAUGAGAUGUGUACACACAGCUCUUUGUUAAUAUACAGAGUCCUUAAUGUGCAGGUGUGAUCUGUGUUUUAUAUCAAGGUAUUUUUUUGUACUGGGUUACAAUGUAAAAAAAAAAAAUAUUGUUAAUCUUGUGUAGCGAGUAUACAGAACAAAAUAGUAACGCUUAUAAAUACAAAUCUGAGCCGUCACAUGGGGGAAUUACCAAAUUCUAUGCAUUUUGUUUAUAAAGACAACCUAUUCCCCAUGCAAUUACUAUAAACAUAACCUGCAUUCUGUUUAGCAUUUUACAUUGCUUUUAUAUUUUUAAUAGUGGUUUAUUUUAAAUUUAAGUGCAGAAAGAAAUGAAAAAAUAAAUGAAGUAAAUACAAAAUGUGCAUAAGUAAUAAUACAUCGUUACUUGCCUGCAAAUAUCAAAUAAAAUGACUGUGUAUGUUUAUGUAGAAAUCUGAAUUAACCUUUGCAUUAUAUACUGAGUGCAUUAAUUACCAUUUAAUAAAGAAAUGGAAUAAAAGAAAUAAAUGUA